UUAGAAAUGUCCUUCUCUGCAAUUAAAAAGACUAUAAAUAAAGCAAAUCAAUAUAUUAGUGAAUCUGUUGGAGCAGCAGAAGCAACUAAACUUGAUGAUGAAUUUAAUGAAAUGGAAAGGAAGGUCGACUUAACCAAUGAAUUGAUUACUCAAUUGGUUACUGGAACAAACGAAUAUUUACAACCUAAUCCAGCAAUAAGAGCAAGAAUAGCUACUCUCGGAGCAGUUUCAAAACUUAGAGGGUCAGCAAAAAGUCAGGCUUAUCCACAAACUGAGGGAAUGCUAGCUGAUACAAUGACUAAAUAUGGAAGAGGUUUAGGCUCCCAAUCUGAUUUUGGAAAGGCACUUUGUGAUGCUGCUGAUGCUUUUCGUCAAAUGGCAGAUAUAAAAUAUCAACUUGAAGAUACUGUUAAACACAAUUUUCUUGAUCCUAUUACUGACUUUCAAAAUAAUGAACUUAAAGAUUUUAAUGGUCACAGGAAUAAAUUAAAAGGACGACGUUUAGAUUAUGAUGCUAAAAAAAGGAAACAAACAAAGGAAGAUGACUUAAUUCAAGCUGAAGAAAAAUUGGAAGAGUCUAAACGUUUAACUGAGAAGGCAAUGUUCAACAUUUUGAAUAAUGAUGUUGAACAGAUUAGUCAAUUGACUGCACUGAUAGAUGCACAACUCAAUUUUCAUCAACAAACUGCAAAUAUUUUGGAAAAUCUCAAAUUACAACUUAAUUCAAGGUUAUAUUUUUUAAAUCAAAUAAAAAAAAUUAAAUUUAGAAUAAAUGAAACAAAUGAUCGACAACCUAGAGAACAUGUUCCUAGACCUGUACUUGAUAGAAAUAAAGGCUCGAGGACGGAUCUUAAUUCGCAUCUUGGUGAACGAAGCAGUUUAGCAAGCCUCUCAAUUUCAAGUCCAAUGCCUAUGAUGAAUAAUUCUUCACCGAUAGAAAAUGUGCAGUCAAAUAAUGGUGUCUCAAAAGGAGGGAAAUGUAAAGCAUUGUACGACUUUCAAGCAUUAAAUCCGGGAGAGCUUGAUUUUAAAGAAGGACAAAUAAUACAACUUGAUAGUCAAAUUGAUGAGCAUUGGUUUGAAGGUACAUUAGAUGGAAGGAGUGGAUUUUUUCCAAUCACUUAUGUCGAGGUUAUUGUGCCGAUUCCUGAAUCUUCAACUUCUAAAUAA
Meloidogyne enterolobii is the source of this 1170-nucleotide messenger RNA. The record is from the annotation of a GenBank genome assembly. NCBI's taxonomy places the organism in Eukaryota, Metazoa, Nematoda, Chromadorea, Rhabditida, Meloidogynidae.